AUGGUAUCGCGAGAUUGGAAGCGAGACAAGCCAGGGAAAGAGCACGAAAGAAAGUGGUCUGUGAGGGCGCGGAAUCAAAAAGGGUUGGCUGUGCAUGGUCCUUCUGGUCCUCUGGUCGCUCCACUGGGAACUUCAGUGGUUUUGCCCUGUUAUGUUGAUGAACUUUUAUCAGUAGAUGGACUAGAAGUGGAAUGGAGAAGAACAGACUCAGAGACUUUAGUUCAUCUGUUUGAAGACAAUGACAGUCGAGCAGAAGCCCAGCAUCAGGAUUAUCAGGAUAGAGCUCAUUUUUUUACUGAGCACAUUAAAGAUGGAAACUUCUCCCUCCGUCUGGACAAUUUGAGAGCUGAAGAUGAAGGAGUAUACACAUGUAAAGUUCACUGUCAGCUGGAGUCUGGAGAGAUUGAGGUUCAAAUAAAACAUGUUGAGCGCUUGCUGGUCUCAGGAUCAGAUCAGUCCAUAUCUGUGUCUGUGGGUCAAGAUGUCACUCUGAAUUGCUCUGUAAACUCUCACAUCAAACCUGAAGACAUUGAAGAGGUUUCAUGGAAGAAAACUGAUGAAGAUGAAGAACACAUUCUGGUUCUGCUCUACCAAAACAAUAAGACUUUUUCAGAUUCAUCAGACAAGCGAUACAGAGACAGAGUUGAGUUUUUUACUGCUGAAAUUCCCAAAGGAAACUUCUCUGUCCAUCUGAAGAGCGUCAGAACUGAGGAUAAAGGAGUUUACAUGUGUCAAGUGUUUGCUGGAGAAGCCUCAGCCAAUGCAACUGUAGUAAUGGUACAGCUGGGUUUUUCUGUUUUGCACAUAAUGGUGUUGAUUCUUUGUGUCGCUGCAUCUGGAUCUGCACUUCUUCUGUGUGGUCUGAUCUACUGCACAUCACAAAAUAAAGAUUAUACCUGUAAAACAUCAGUGUACCUGUUUGGAUCAGUUAGCAUUGUUUUAGUGACCUCCAUUGUAAUGGUGACAGAACUCAUCCUGAAAAGAAUAAAUGGAAGACGUUCAGUGUGGGAUCUGAGAAUCAUUGUUUUUCCCUCUGAGACCAUCUUUGUCUUAUUUGGGAUGGCUGCACAAAUUGUGAAAUACUAUAAAACUGCAACAAGGUCAGAGCCUACCAUUCAGAACACAGCAGAAGCUCAUGAAACAGAGGCACUUUCUGGAGUGGAUUCUCUUGAUUUAUGUGAAUCUGUGACUCUUUCCAAAUCUACAUUAAAAGAAUCACAGCAUCAUAUGGAGACUUCUUUUGGGCCUGGCCUGGAGUCCAACAACGUUGUUUAA
Messenger RNA from Labeo rohita (rohu), 1275 nucleotides. Its product is annotated as junctional adhesion molecule-like. The record is from RefSeq and is a predicted model, not a curated record. The coding region runs from base 1 to 1275 and encodes 424 amino acids. Gene Ontology annotation, cellular component: external side of plasma membrane. The transcript has 8 exons. Gene Ontology annotation, biological process: negative regulation of T cell proliferation; cell surface receptor signaling pathway; cellular response to lipopolysaccharide. Lineage: Eukaryota; Metazoa; Chordata; Actinopteri; Cypriniformes; Cyprinidae.